AUGAGCUCAGCUCUAGAUCUUGAUGGCUCUUCCAAGGGCACCGUGCUCAACGGCCCUUGCGACUGGAAACAAUGGAUUUCUAUCAUCAAGAAAUUCGCCACGUCCCACAGUCUUUGGGACUUUCUGGACCCUGCCGUCAAGGAGGGAAUUUCGCCGUCUCGAAUUCUCCACACCCAAUACCGCUCGAAGCUUCAAGGGUAUAGGGAUCAAGUGAAGGCACUCGCCAGCCUUCAACAACACAUCGUCAAGACCAUCGGCAACUACUACAGCACCAUUGCCGAGGAACACGACGUUGCAAAGCAACUUGCCUUGCUUCAGGCUCGUGUGGCCCCAACCGACUGGGCACUCGAGAGGGAAGUUGUUCAGCGUUAUCGUUCCACCCUUCAGUCGCCAAACAGGACCAAGAUCGAAGCUUGGGUCACCCAAUGGCAGAAAGUCCUCACUGAGGCAAAGCAAUUAGGGCUUCCUGAUGUCCAGGACCUUCGCCCUACCCAAGAUUUCCUACAGGCUGUUUCGUCCAUCAACGCCCCAUUCACAGACUAUUGGGUCAACAAAAUGGAAGACGAGGCCGUAUUCGGCAAGCCUGAUUGGAAGACGGACUUCCCGGACGGCAUUAAGAUCAGUGAGAUCUUUGAACGAGCUCACCGAAUCAAGGCCGCCAACAACAGCAAAGGAUCAUUCGGAGCUGCCUUCCAAGGCAAGGGAGAGAAAUCGGAGAGGAAAGAGGACAAGCCUAAGUGGUCUUCAAGCAAGAACGCUGAUGGUGUUCCUAUGUGUGUCUGCGGAGAAUAUCACCGCUUCGUAGAUUGCUUCUAUCUCAUCAAAUCAGCUCGGCCUGAUGGCUGGACUCCUGAUCAGAAGGUUGAGAAGAAGAUCAAGGAAAUCCUCGACUCAAUCCAUGGGCAAAGAAGAUGA
This is a messenger RNA of Hirsutella rhossiliensis, 915 nucleotides long. RefSeq lists its product as uncharacterized. Lineage: Eukaryota; Fungi; Ascomycota; Sordariomycetes; Hypocreales; Ophiocordycipitaceae. The transcript has 2 exons. The coding region runs from base 1 to 915 and encodes 304 amino acids. The record is from RefSeq and is a predicted model, not a curated record.